This is a messenger RNA of Kwoniella botswanensis, 1143 nucleotides long. RefSeq lists its product as uncharacterized. The coding region runs from base 1 to 1143 and encodes 380 amino acids. The transcript has 4 exons. The record is from RefSeq and is a predicted model, not a curated record. NCBI's taxonomy places the organism in Eukaryota, Fungi, Basidiomycota, Tremellomycetes, Tremellales, Cryptococcaceae. Gene Ontology annotation, biological process: transcription by RNA polymerase I.
AUGGACAAAGCAUCCUCCUCGUCCCAACCUCCAAAGGUAAAAUCAUCAAAGAAACAGAAGAAGGAUAAGGCUCCUCAGGCCAUCUCACCAGAGGAAGUGCUUUCGGAUGUCGACUCUGAUAACAUCGAUCAAGAUAUGAAUAACGACAACGACAGUAACAGUGGAUCAUCCUCUUCUUCUGGCGAUAGCGAGAGUGAAGUAGAUAGUGAGGAGAACCUGGAAAAUACAAUGCCUAAUAAGAAGAGUAGUGAAGUUGCUAAUACAGCAGCUGAGAAGAGAGGAAAGAGUUUAAGGAAAUACGAACCACCUAUAGGUAUGACAGAACUGAGAGUAUCGUCCGCAUUCACCACGUCGCCUUUCGAAUGGGAUAAUUUGGCGAAUAAACCUGGUGUGGAACUUUGGGCUAUCAGAGUACCUAAAGAUCUAAAACCAUCCCGACUAUCCUCUCUUCAACUCACCCUCCCCUCUAACACCUCAGGAUCCAUAACCGGCUCACUCAAGACUAAAUCCCAUCCAUACACUCUCUCAACGGCCGGGACAAAUAUACAUACCAAGACGAAAGUGGACGAGCAAGGUCGACAGCCCACUUCCGGACCCGGAGCAAUCGAUUCAAUGAGGAUGGACGUCGAUCAGAGUACGCCGAGGGAGAUGAAAGUCGAAGGAGGGGAAGAGAUGGACGGCUUGAGGCUGUUGGUACCGAAAGUCAAAGAGGGUGGAAAAUUGUUUGUAGCUGCAAAACCCAUAAUUCGUAAACUUAUUAUAACACCUUCAAUCGAACAACCAUCCACUUCCACUUCCUCAAUCAUUGAGCCCGCCUUGCCAUCUUUCCUAUCGAACCCUACCACAGAUGCGGCUAUAACGCAAGAACCAGCCAAUACCCAAACAAAGCGAAGUCAGCCAACGCAUUUGCUCAAAUUCAGGAAUCUAGCGUACGGAUUUACCACCCCCGGACCUGAACAUACGGUUGUGAAAUCGAUGGAUGUUGAUGGCCAGGGUCAGGAUGGUACUGCCGUGGAACCUUCAAGUCAAGUAGACCCAGUGGACAAGGUGAAAGACAAGAAGGAGAAGAAAGAGAAAGAGAAGAAGAGAAAGAAUGAGAAUGGUGAUUCUCCAAAAAAGAAGAGCAAGAAAUCGAAAGAUUAA